AUGUCCCGUCCUCCCACCGAACCCUUUUCUCCACCCACCACCCCACCAAGGGCUCGAAAGGAAGCCAUUUUGAGCCAGAUCAACGUCCGCUACCGCACGAUCAUGGAUCUUGAGCGAAUAGAAGAGCGCUACGUCGGUGAACUCCAGAUUCGAUCCAACGGCUCCAGCAGCCAGAACAUCUUUGACUCUACCCUCAACAACCAAGCCGCUCGGACUGAACUCUAUCAGGUCCGCACGCAGAUCUGUGACCUGGCGCUCCUCCAGGGCAGAUUGAUUGUGUCCCUGUCUCAGAUCGACACUCCCCUGGCGGCUCAACUUAACUUCUCCUUAUUGCAGAAAAUGGUGCGACGAUUUGACCAGCUUCGUCGUGAAGUCGAAGGGUAUCUUGCUGAGUCCGGCGUAGUUCUUGAGAGGAACAUGGUCCACGUUGGCAACAAUGGUUUGUUGAUGGGGAAGAUCGCCACAUCGUUCAACUUGGCCGUCGGUCGCUAG
Molecule: messenger RNA, 492 nt
Organism: Linnemannia hyalina
Lineage: Eukaryota; Fungi; Mortierellomycota; Mortierellomycetes; Mortierellales; Mortierellaceae
Source: the annotation of a GenBank genome assembly